CAGCGGGAAGUGAACGGGGGAGGGUCUGCCGCUCGCAGCGGCUCACAAUGCGUCUUUCACGGCGUUGAACCGCCUCGCAGGACCAUGAGCCAACUUCGCCGGCCGCCUCGACACGGAACGAGCCGCUCUUGAGGUCCGAGAACGAGUCCCUUUUUGGCGGCGGGGAGAAAAUGAAGCAGCCGAGCUCCCUGCUCCGAGUCGCGGGCUUGACUGGGAAAUGGUAGCGCGCUGUGGGAACCGCACUGGGCAGGAUCAUGGUCGAGAGGAGCAGCAAAUUCUUGUUGAUCGUCGUCGGAUCCGUGUGCUUUAUGCUGAUCCUCUAUCAGUACGUGGCUCCGGGGGUGAUCAGUUUCGGCUCCCCGCACGGUUAUUUCACCGAGGAGGACGAGGGGGACAUCUUCCCCACUCCGGACCCCCACUACGUUAAGAAAUACUACUUCCCAGUCAGGGACCUGGAGAGGACGAUCGAUUUCCAGAUCAAGGGGGAGGACGUGAUCGUGUUUUUGCACAUCCAGAAGACCGGGGGGACUACCUUCGGUCGGCACCUGGUCCAGAAUGUCCGUCUGGAGGUUCCCUGCGACUGCAGACCGGGCCAGAAGAAGUGUACCUGCUACCGGCCGAACCGCAAGGAGACCUGGCUCUUCUCUCGGUUCUCCACCGGCUGGAGCUGCGGCUUGCACGCCGACUGGACCGAGCUGACCAACUGUGUGCCGGGGGUCCUCAACAAGAAGGAGAACAAGCAGAAAACUCUGAGGAAGUUCUACUACAUCACUCUGCUGAGAGAUCCUGUGUCUCGCUACCUCAGCGAGUGGAGGCACGUGCAGCGAGGAGCCACGUGGAAAACCUCUCUGCACAUGUGCGACGGACGAACUCCGACGCCCGAGGAGCUGCCUUCCUGUUACGAGGGGUCGGACUGGUCGGGGUGCACGCUGCAGCAGUUCAUGGACUGUCCAUACAACUUGGCCAACAACAGACAGGUUCGAAUGUUGGCUGACUUGAGCCUGGUCGGCUGCUACAACAUGUCCACAGUUCCAGAGAAGAAGAGGGCCCAGCUGCUCCUGGAGUCAGCCAAGAAGAACCUGCGAGACAUGGCUUUCUUUGGUUUGACCGAGUACCAGAGGAAAACCCAGUUCCUCUUUGAACGGACCUUCAGGUUGCGCUUCAUCAGGCCUUUUAUGCAGUACAACAGCACACGAGCCGCAGGGGUGGACUUGGACAACACCACGGUGCAGCGUAUCGAGGAGCUGAACGAGCUGGACAUGGAGCUGUACGACUACGCCAGGGACCUGUUCCAGCAGCGCUACCAGUACACGCGGCAGAAGGAGCGGCGGCAGCAGCGCAUUAAGAACCGUAUGCAACAGAGCCAUCAGGGCCUGGGCCUCGGCGUCAGUCUGUGGCCCUCCCGCGGCCGGACGAUCUCAGAAUCCAUGCGGGAGGACGGGGAAGGGGAGCGGUUGGAGAGGGAGGAGCGGGAGGACGGUGAAGAGGGAGGCAGAACGGAGGAGGCGGGCAGCAGGCUCCCCACUGAGGACUACAUGAACCAGAUCAUCAACCGCUGGUAGCAGCAGAACGAGAACAAGCAGGACAUGCAUAUAUAAUGUGAAAUCCACGCACUCUUUACAUCCACAGGAAGCGGCGCCUGCUUCAGCAGACCCCAAAACGAAUGGCAGACCAGCAGAGACUGGGGCAGCAGGAGUCUGAGUGGGUUGCUAUAGAAACCGGAGCCUGGUACAUUGCAUCAGCUCUCGUUAUUGAGCUUUGCCCAGUCGUUAUUGUCGCCUGCUUGCCCUUUCCCCCCGCUCUCCUCGUUUCCUGCUGCACCCAAUCAUCAUUACUUCUCGGGCAGGAAAGCGAAAGAGGGGGGGGGGUCAUUUUUAAAAGUUGCUAACAACGGAGACUCCCGCGCUCCUCCUCCAGUGUUCCUUGCAUUUUCUGUGGCCUGACAUGAGAACUCGAGUCUUCUGUAGUUCUGGCCGAACGGGCCGGCCUGCCGUCUGGAGCCUCCAGUUUCAGACUGACUGGGAAAGAGAAAU
This is a messenger RNA of Nematolebias whitei (Rio pearlfish), 2033 nucleotides long. RefSeq names its product heparan sulfate 6-O-sulfotransferase 1a (gene hs6st1a). Lineage: Eukaryota; Metazoa; Chordata; Actinopteri; Cyprinodontiformes; Rivulidae. Gene Ontology annotation, cellular component: membrane. The record is from RefSeq and is a predicted model, not a curated record. The coding region runs from base 255 to 1562 and encodes 435 amino acids. Gene Ontology annotation, molecular function: heparan sulfate 6-sulfotransferase activity. The transcript is spliced from 4 exons.